AUGGAGUAUCUGAAGAUCUUGAAGACGAUGAAGGGUUUGGAAACAUAUAAGUUCAAAGGAGGAAUCAAUAUGUUUGAGGCAGAAGAGUGGAUGCACAUGAUGGAGAUAAACUUUGAAGCAAUGAUCUGUCCAGACAAAUACAAGAAGAGAGUGGCGGUUUACUAUCUUCAAGGAGAUGCUCGUAACUGGUGGGAAAGCGUGGAACGUCAACAUGGAAAUCAUAUUACAUCUUGGGAUGUAUUUCAAAAGGAGUUUAGAAGGAAGUACUUCCCACCCGAGGCAAGACAUCGAUUGGAGAGACAGUUCAUCAAUCUUACCCAAGGGGAUAGGACAGUACGGGAGUAUGAAGCGGAAUUCACAAGUAGUAGACUCGUGGCAGGCAACUAUGGAAAUCUCACAGACUUAGUCGAGAGGGCCGUAAAUGUGGAAGUUGCGGUAGCAGCAGAAGCCAAGUAUGAAUCAAAAAUAAAAGGCGUUAGUGGCGAGAAGGGAAAACAUAUAGUUCAGUAUAAGGAUUCCAGUCAGCAAGGCCUAUCCAGGAAAAGAAGCCAUGACUCAAAAUCUUGGAAUGGAAACCAAGGAUGUUUUUAUUGUGGAGAGGUUGGUCAUAUUGCUCGACACUGUGUGGCAGAGAAAGCUGCAUUAGCCAAAGAACAUCCCCCACUUACCCUACUGGAAGACAGACCCCUGAGAAAGAGAAGGAAUAGGAUCUAG
Messenger RNA from Brassica rapa (field mustard), 714 nucleotides. RefSeq lists its product as uncharacterized. Gene Ontology annotation, molecular function: zinc ion binding; nucleic acid binding. NCBI's taxonomy places the organism in Eukaryota, Viridiplantae, Streptophyta, Magnoliopsida, Brassicales, Brassicaceae. The record is from RefSeq and is a predicted model, not a curated record.